This is a messenger RNA of Formica exsecta, 2726 nucleotides long. It is a transcript of the gene polo, whose product is annotated as serine/threonine-protein kinase polo. Gene Ontology annotation, biological process: protein phosphorylation; regulation of cytokinesis; mitotic cell cycle. The transcript has 7 exons. The coding region runs from base 295 to 2019 and encodes 574 amino acids. The record is from RefSeq and is a predicted model, not a curated record. Gene Ontology annotation, cellular component: cytoplasm; nucleus; spindle pole. Gene Ontology annotation, molecular function: protein serine/threonine kinase activity; ATP binding; protein binding. NCBI's taxonomy places the organism in Eukaryota, Metazoa, Arthropoda, Insecta, Hymenoptera, Formicidae.
GUCUUCCGCGACAAGAAGCAAAACAGCAGUUCGAACAGAAGUUCGGCGAACGGCGAAUUCUGCGGUACCUGAGUGGCGGGGGCGCGCGUACACGACUAUCCGAAUCCUUUUCUUGUAAUCCCGGUCGCCGACGCUACGAGAUAGAGAAGCUGCACAGAUAACGAAAGCUACGGGGCUUUGGCUCUAUUUUGAACCGCUGCCGCAAAUUUACGCCGCCGGUCGCGCGAACCCAACGUGACGAACGGUUGCGAUUACGUGUAGUACGAGAACGCGAGAUUUAUUUGUCGGCGCGCGAUGUCGAAGGAGGACGAGUGCACGAUACCUAAUGUGAUAUACGAUGCCAACACCGGCAAGAGUUACAUGAAGGGCCGCUUCUUCGGCAAGGGUGGCUUUGCAAAAUGUUACGAGAUCACAGAAUCAAAGUCACAUCAAGUGUUUGCCGGAAAAAUUGUGCCAAAGUCAUUGAUGAUAAAAAGCAAUCAGAGAGAGAAGAUGACGCAAGAGAUAGCAAUUCAUCAAACCUUGAAUCACAGACAUAUUGUUGGUUUUCAUGGUUUCUUUGACGAUUCCCAUAAUAUCUAUAUUAUCUUGGAACUCUGUCGCAAGAGGUCAAUGAUGGAGUUGCACAAACGCAGGAAAGCAUUGUCAGAAUGUGAAACACGAUACUUUAUGAAGCAAAUCUUGGAUGGAGUCUUUUACUUACAUCAACACAGAAUAAUUCACAGAGACUUAAAAUUAGGCAAUUUAUUCUUGAACGACGAGUUACAAGUUAAGAUUGGUGAUUUUGGAUUAGCGACCAGAUUGGAACAUGAUGGUGAACGGAAAAAAACUGUCUGUGGCACUCCAAAUUACAUAGCGCCGGAAGUGCUGACGAAGAUCGGACAUUCCUACGAGGCUGACAUAUGGAGCAUUGGUUGCAUAAUGUAUACUCUGCUUGUGGGUAAGCCACCCUUUGAGACGUCGAGUCUAAAAGAGACGUAUUCGAGGAUUAAGCAGGUGCAGUACAAAACGCCACAACAUAUCACUAAGCCUGCCAUGAACAUGGUAGCAAAUAUGUUGCAAUUAAAUCCAUCGAGACGCCCGUCUGUCACCAAACUGUUGAAAGAUACUUUCUUCACUUCUGGAUAUAUGCCGACAAGUUUGCCGCUUUCUUGCUUGACAAUGGCACCGCGUUUAGACAUGCUUGAGUCACAUUGCAAUCGCAAACCGCUCGGAGAGAUGAAUCUUAAUGGCUACUCAGAGCAGGAAAUCCUUGCCUCUCGGGUGCCAAACAGCCCGUUGCGAAAAGCCAAGCUUAGUACCGAAAUUAUAGAACCGCAAAGAGUCAAUCACGAUAUCAAAAAGUUGCUCUACACAUUAAAAGAACAAUUGGCUGCAGUGCUGAAAUUUAAGUCUUCUAAAGAUGUAACUUCUUCAGGAGACGAGAUGACCGAUCCGGCGGCGCAACCUGUGGUCUGGAUCAGUAAAUGGGUAGAUUACUCGGAUAAAUACGGCUUCGGAUAUCAAUUGUCCGAUGAUGGCGUUGGCGUGAUGUACAAUGAUGGCACACGAUUGAUUAUGCUAGCGAAUGGCUUCAAUAUUCACUAUAUUAAUCGUGAAGGUGAUGAAUUGUACUACACAGUCAAGGAAUAUCCUGCCAAUCUCGAAAAGAAGAUGAAACUGAUGAACUUCUUUUUGAAAUACAUGAACGAGCAUUUGAUGAAAGCGGGUGGCUCUAUUGCGGUGAAGCAGAGUGAUUCUCUAUCUAGAAUACCCUACAUACACCAAUGGUUCAGAACUCAAUCGGCUGUCGUGAUGCAAUUGACUAAUGGCACAGUGCAAGUCAACUUUAUGGAUCACACAAAGAUCAUUAUGUGCCCCCUGAUGGCGGCAGUCACCUACAUUGAUCACGACAAGAAUUUCAGGACUUAUAGAUUCCAGACUAUUCAGGAGAACGGUUGCUCUAAAGGAUUAGCGAAGAAUUUGAUGUAUGCGUACGAGAAGAUUGGAUUGAUGCUGGCAAAUCCUCAGGCCCGAUAAAGAUUAUCCAUGCUAAGAGAAAAUGAGAAAGAUAAAAGAGAGAAAAGAAAUAUUGGAUGCUGCGCUUCUCUCCUGGUACUGUAAACCAUCUUUAGAAAGACAACACUUAUAUUUAUUUUCUGAUAGUGCUAUCUUUGUAGUGAAAAAAAAAACUGGCAAGUCGGAGGUUACAGUUGUAUAUGAUUCUUCCUCUAUCUUCACUCGAUUUUUGUACAGACAUAUAGAGAAUUUCGCUAGGCGAAUUUUUUUACUUUUCUUUACCACUUAGUACAAAAAGAGAGAGAGAGAGAAAGAGGGAGAAGAGCCGAUCGCGUUCAACGAAGGCGAGAUACUUCGCGACAUGAUCUUCAGUCCAUUUCCAUCCUAUGCUUCAAUAUGCCGUUUCUCAUAAACAUUACUUAGAAUAAAUUGAUCAGUUGUUAUCGGGUCUUCUCUGUUCAUGUUUCUAAAUAUAAUAUUGAUAUCGUAAUUGCUAACAUUAAAAUUAACUUCAACAUUUAAAAUCCUAAAGAAAAACUCCUUCACUCUUAUAUUCCUAUUAUUCUCCUGUCUAAUUUCUUAUUCCCUCUAAAUUAUUGUUUCCUGUGCUAGUUGCUUGGGAUACUGUGAGAGACUUCUUGUCUUCGUUGAUCCGCAACGACUGCCCAAAAGGUAUUCUGCUCUGACUUUACAAGUAAAUCGUCUUCUAUCCUAUGUUGUGUCCAUUG